CAGCAUAUUUACUAUCACGAGUCAAGGUUGUUUUGGAGUAAAAAUCUCAAACCUUGUGAUCCCUUUCAUUAAUACUACGAAGCGGUGAAAAGGUUACAGCGGUACAGAUCCUAAAGCACAUUUAAAUCACCAUGGUUGAUAGCGUUUACCGUACACGUUCCUUGGGAAUCGGUGUCUCUGGCAUUCCAGAUCAGUACGCAGAUGGAAAAGCCGCAAAAGUCUGGCAGCACUACAUCGGUGGACACAAGAAACGAACAGAGUCAUAUAGAGAAUUCUUCUGCAAUCUUUUGAAUGACAACGGUGUAAAACACAUUCUCGAUGUCGCUUGUGGAACAGGGUGAGAAAACGACCCUCAAUUUAUUGCUCAAAUUUGACAAUGAACACGUCACGAAAUCGAUACUCAUCUACAAAAAUGGUGUCUUUGAUAAUUGUGUGCUCUUGAAGAUGCACAUUUUUACAUUUUUAUUGGCUUUUAUAAAUCAGCAAAUAGUACACAAAGUGAUCUGCUGUGGUGAAACGUUUGCGCAUUAUUUGACUCUGUCUUCGAAACCUACUUCGUGGAUCAUUGUAAGUUGUGCCUUGAGGAUUUCAUUAUCAUAUGACACGUCAAUCUCGUUAGGAAGCCGGUUCGCCAAGAUAUUGUCAGGUUUUUUUCUUGUCUAGGAACGGUUGGGACGUGACUAAACUCUUUGUUUUGACGUACAUAUCUACGAGGCAAUCAUAAGCUAAGCUGAUUCUCAAAGAUCGUAUUCCCUCUUUCCACAGCUGAAGUUUACUGUGCUCUUUCUUUGUCCACGUAAUCACUCAUGGAGACGUUAGCGUAAAUUUUACACCUUAAGAUCAGUAUGCAUAUUCAUAUUCUCUCACCAUAGUUUAUUGGUGAUCAUUUCCUUUAUUCUCGUGAAUUUAAGGUGUGAUUCAGAGGUGAUAGGAGAAAUUAGGUGCUAGUAACUCUUGGGGGGUUAAAUAACUGAAUAGCAUCAUCUUUGUUACCAGAGGUUGCACCGCUUUCAAAUUUAUCUCACUAAAUUUUGCUUACUACACAAACUCUUUUUUAAGUCUUCUGUUGGUCCUAAUAUUUAUUUACAGAUAAGACACUCCGCACACACUUGAGGUCAUGCUACUAAAAACUCAGGGAACUGCAGGAUGCAUGCAGUUGUCAUUUAUCAGAAAAAGGUUGCCCUUCCUUCACCUUUCUAGCUGUAGAGCUUGAUAAAAAAGGAAGGAUUCCGCAGUGUUGAGGUAAUGUUACUCGAGUUAAUCUGACCACUGCUGUGCCUAUGCACUACAAUCAAAAUUUACUUCCUGUUUGUGUGAGUGUUGGAGAAGAAGUGAGAGAGAUUGUACACCACAAAUCCCUUGAGGCUUUUGCUGGGAUUGUAAAAGUAACGAGCAAGUAACAUUGCUGGCAAUCAGAUACUUAGAUGGGAAGUGAAAAUUAAUUUCUGAGCUGACAGUCACUUUAUCAAGUACCUUAUAAUUGUGUAAAGGGUAUCUGAAGGAAAAGCUAUUGGAAUUCUUACUUAGCAUGUUCUUUGUGAUCUUUGUAAACACAUCCAUUACCAAGGAUCAGUAGCUGGCAAUUAGGUUAUCACUCUUAUUAGGGCCAUAAAUGUUUGUUCAUGUGCAUUGAGAAGUCCAUGGGUACAUUGUUAUUUUUUCUUGUUGCAUGAAGUAAUGCACCAGAGCAUCUUUAUUUCUCUUAGAGUGGACUCCAUUAUGCUGCUUGAAAACAACUUUAAAGUGACAAGCACAGAUGCCAGUGAUAAAAUGUUGAAACAAGCAUGGAAGAUAAGGUGGCAGCGUCGAAAGGAAGAAGCCUUUGAUGAGUGGGGUAAGGAAUAAUCAGUGACCAAAAUGGUACACAAGCAUUUGUGCACCAAUGGUCUCUUAAAUUAUUUAAAAUUUCUUGUCAUUUAAUUUCAGAAAUUGAAGAAGGCAACUGGCUUUCUUUAAAAGAUGCCAACAUUGAUGUCCCUCCACAAGGGUUUGAUGCAGUCAUCUGUCUUGGCAAUUCAUUUGCUCACUUGCCAGACUUCCAAGGAGACUUAACCAAUCAGAAGCUGGCAAUUCAAAACUUCCAAGAUAUGUUAAAGCCUGGCGGGGUCUUGUUCAUCGAUCACCGUAAUUAUGAUGCUAUUCUUGAUACAGGCAAAGCCCCUCAGCGAAACUUGUAUUACAAUGUAAGUUACUAAAUUCAAAAUGUACAGUAGUUUUUUUUUCUCAUUAUUUAGCAUUUCCAGCCAAUAAGGUCACACCUUUAACUCAGAUAAUUUGAGCCAAUGAAGUCUAUUUAACUAUCAUAUAUUGAGCAUUUGUUGAAGCUUUCUCAAACCCUAAGCCUCACAGCUCUAAUAACAAGAAGAUGUCACAGGUAAUUCUCCCACCUGAUAACAAAUAUAAUUUGUUUCCCUUUUGGUUACUCAGGAAUUUGGUAAUUUAUCCAUUUAUUUUAUCCUCUAAGUGCAUAAUUUUGUUUGAGAGUGUAUUAAGAAAGGCUUUAUGGAUAUUUAUGGUGCACAACCAAAUUACAGCCCCAAGCCUUCCUUUCAAGGUGUGGAGUGGUAAAUUUUAACUCUCGUGUAAAGAUAUAAAAAAGUGGUAAUUUUAGUGUAGAUUUUAGUGCAAAUGAGGCUCUGGGGUUAAUUUUCAGGAAGUGACAUCCUCGCACACAAGAGCUAUUGUGGAGAGAAUUCUAAUACAGAUCAUUCCAGGCAGUUGAAAGUAUUUAUGUGUUAAACUUAACUCAAGCUCAAACCUAACUACUUUAAUUUUAUUGACAGAGUGACUGUAUUGAGAGUAUCAAGACUUCAGUCCUAUUUGUGGAUGGCAAAGAGAGUAUGAUAACAUUGGACUACACCGUUGACCCUUCAAAGGCUUCAGAUGAUUUUACAGAAGAGGGAGAAGAACCAGCAGUGAAGAAAAGGAAAUCAACUGAAGGAGAUGUCAGGUAUCUUCACAGACAGUUGAUUUCAAGUCAUUUGACGUUAAAGUGGAAAUACAGUGGUGAUAAAGUUGUAGGGAUCUAUUACUUAUUUAUCACCCCACUGACUUUGUUGGCAAGGCAAUAGAGGUCUUACAUGCCCAACUAAUCAUUUGUUAUCUUCAGUAUGGUUUCAUAAUGCCUUGGUCCAAUAUGAAACAGCCAGACUGUUACACUUAUCUAAUAUUUGUCCUAGAUUUUCUAUAUAAUAAAACCCCACACUCAGGGACCACAAAAUUCAAGUUUUGGCAUUUAUUUGCUAAAUCCUUUUCAGGCUUCUGUUAUAGUGAAUUCUCAUCCUUUUUCAAUCUCUCAUUCAAGUAUGAUUUGCAAAAGUGAACUGGGAUAUUUCCAACAUAACAUUUUAUUUAAAUAUGGCAGAAUUAGAGGUCUUUUUCUAAUCACACCAAAUAGAUUUGGGAUUUCCAUUCUUGUCCUUCAGUUUUCAUCACACUCAAUUUUUCAUUUUUUCUAUUCUGUAACUACAGCAAGUUCCGUCUUUCCUACUGCCCCUUGCGCCUGAGCACAUUUACCAACCUCCUGAAAAGCGUCUUUGGUGAAGCCACAAGACAUGAAGUGUUUGGCGACUUUGAACCUCUUGGACAAGUUGAAUGCCCAGCAUAUUAUGUUCACAUGAUUUGGAAACAGGCCAGUGAAGAUGUGAAUGGUGCGGAAGAUCACUAAACUUUUGGCAAUCUUGUAGCAUCAAAGAGAAUCCUUGAUUUUGAUAUCGACAGUUAAUAGAUCAGAAUUAACUUUAAAUUGUAUUUAGUAGUUAUGUCUGUGUCCAUUGUCACUCCUGAUAAGUGGGAGGUGCACAUUUUUGUUUUUCUUGUAAAAAUUACUGUAACAGUAUACUACAGUUAAUAUGUAGUCAUUGAUAGAGUUGUUAACUCUUCAACUCCCAAGAUCUGAUUGUUAAUUCUCCACUCCAGCUGCUACACAUUUCCUUAUAAAUUAGUUAUGAGAACUGGGUGCUAGGUCAAGAUAGCAGCUUCCACCUGAUAAGUUAGGAUAUUCUCAUUACCUGUUUGUUGAAUAACAUGGGAUAUUACAGGGAGAAGUUUCGUGUUAAUAACUUCUGGUAAUCAGAGUCAAAAUGAUACAAAGCACACAGAAAGGGCCUAGCAAACAACAGUGCCUGCAUUUGUCAUUUUUUCCAAACCUUUGCAUGAAGUGGCCUUUAUUCCCCAGAGAUGAAGCCAGUUGCCAGUUCUUUUGACAAGUGUGCAAGCCUCACUAGGAUUUCUGUAGCCAGUGAAAACACCUCAGCAACAUUUUGUACAAAGUGAGACACAGAGUGAAGCAAUUGAUAUUCUCAAAAUAAGAGUUGCAACUAGAGGGCACCCUUGCCAACUAAACUAAAUAUAAUAGCUAGAAUGAAUUUUCUUUUCGUUUUUUAAUGUAAAGGAUUCCUGUGCAUGUAAAACUAUCUUAAACAAUGGCUUGUCAUUAUCUCCUUUAGUUGAGUUAAUGAUUUAACCCACAGUACUGGGGUUCCAAACACUCUCUUUAGAGGUAAAAAAAAUUCUGUGAAAAGUGUAUCAUGAAAAAAAUUUAAAAUCUAUGCAAUAAAUUGUUGCGGUUUCCUUUUAUGACAUUUAACAUUUUAUGCACCUAGUUUCACAACACGUGACAUCGAGACCUUCAACCUCUGUCUCUAUCUUCCUGAAUCUCCUAGUGUCAAGUCUCUUUUUCUUCACCUGCACUGCAAAAAAUUCUACUUGAUAUAAGUAUAGGGGAUUGUUUAGCAUCUUAAACCAUGAAAGCUUUCC
Pocillopora meandrina is the source of this 4758-nucleotide messenger RNA. Lineage: Eukaryota; Metazoa; Cnidaria; Anthozoa; Scleractinia; Pocilloporidae. The record is from the annotation of a GenBank genome assembly.